Messenger RNA from Lactuca sativa (garden lettuce), 1781 nucleotides. It is a transcript of the gene GBF1, whose product is annotated as G-box binding factor 1. Gene Ontology annotation, molecular function: DNA-binding transcription factor activity; sequence-specific DNA binding. The record is from RefSeq and is a predicted model, not a curated record. Gene Ontology annotation, biological process: regulation of DNA-templated transcription. NCBI's taxonomy places the organism in Eukaryota, Viridiplantae, Streptophyta, Magnoliopsida, Asterales, Asteraceae. Gene Ontology annotation, cellular component: nucleus.
AAAACGUAAUUGCCUUGUCAUGCCUCUCUAUCCACUCCCCUUUUAACAGCUGGAUCCCUCCUCACCCUCACAUGUCAUCCCUCUAACCCUACCCUCAACCACCGCACUGCCAUUCUCUCACGGUGGUCUCUCCCUCCUCCCCGGCCUCCGCCUCCGCCUCCGCCUCCGCUUCUCCCCUACGCAUCAAGCAGCUUGUAAGCAAGUAAACGACCUGUCUCCUUUUGGCUACUUUCGAAUUUCAGAGUUGUUUUUUUCGAUAUACCAAAUAGAAGAGGGAAUCCUUCUUUCUCAAAUCUCAGCUGUUGAAUUUCUUCCAAAGCUCUGGAAUUUUGUAUUAAAAGCUGCCAUGUUUACUGGAUUUGCUUGAUCCUAGUCGGAUUAGCAUCUCUUCCGAAGCCGGCGGCUGAAACAAAUAAUAUUUCAAGGAAACACAGUUACACACAAAUCUAACUUUCAGACUCUGCAUAUUGAGUUUUUCCCUGUAAAUUCAUGGGGGCUGGAGAAGAUAACUCACCUGCUAAGCAUUCCAAACCUGCUCCAACUCAGGAAACACCUCCACCUUCAUAUGCUGACUGGUCAAACUCAAUGCAGGCUUAUUAUGGUGCUGGAGGAACUCCACCUUUUUUUGCUUCAACUGUUGCUUCUCCAACUCCUCAUCCAUACAUGUGGGGAGGCCAGCAUCCUAUGAUGUCACCAUAUGGAACUCCAGUUCCAUAUCCAGCUUUAUAUCCACCAGCUGGAGUUUAUGCUCAUCCUAAUAUGCCUAUGACUCCAACUACUGCUCCACCAAACACAGAAAUGGAAGCAAAGGCGUAUGAAGGAAAAGAAAGGUCAACUACUACUAAUAAAAAGUCAAAGGGUAUUUCUGGAAAUGGAAAUGUUGGUGUUAGAACUGGAGAGAGUGGAAAAGCAGCAUCAAGUUCAGGGAAUGAUGGAGGCGCCACCCAAAGUGCUGAUAGUGGAAGCGAUGGUUCUUCAGAUGGAAGUGAUGAAAAUGACCAAAAUGAAUUUUCUGGAGGCAAGAAAGGAAGCUUCAAUCAGAUGCUUGCAGAUGCAAAUGCACAGAAUAACAAUAUACAGACACCGGUUCCCGGGAAUCCUGUAGCUUCAAUUCCAGGCACCAAUCUAAACAUGGGAAUGGAUUUGUGGAAUCCGGCCGCCGGAAACACCGCCAUCAAAAUGCGACCCGGUGUGUCUCGUGGGGUGGUGCCGCCUCCCAUGAUGCCUGAUCAGUGGGUUCAGCAGGACGAGCGUGAACUGAAGAGACAAAAGAGGAAGCAGUCUAACCGUGAGUCAGCCAGGAGAUCAAGAUUGCGCAAACAGGCGGAAUGCGAAGAGUUACAGACGAGAGUCGAGGCGCUGACCAGUGAAAAUCAUACACUAAGAGAUGAGCUUCAGAGGCUCUCUGAAGAAUGUCAGAAGCUUACUUCUGAAAAUAAUUCCAUAAAGGAUGAGUUGACCAGGUUUUGUGGACCAGAGGCAGUGUCGAAGCUUGAUGAAGGAAACAGUUGAGAAAGAGAGAGAUAUAGCGAAAAAAAAAGUUAGUGAUUAAAGUUAUAAAAUUAGGACUAAAUCUUUUCAACUGACGUGAGAGAGACUAAUAUGUUGUGUUUUUUCUACUUUUCUUCAUAUACAUGUAACUGUAAGUUGUAAUUUUUUUUAAAAAAUUUAUAAGUUACUGUUUUAUAUCGUUCAUUCAUACUUCAAACAGACGUAGAAAGCUUGAUGUACAAGUGUUAUGUGGUUGAAUGUUGUAAUGGAACAGAUGGGGUUUAAUUUCA